This is a messenger RNA of Fonsecaea monophora, 4116 nucleotides long. RefSeq lists its product as hypothetical. The coding region runs from base 1 to 4116 and encodes 1371 amino acids. The transcript has a single exon. The record is from RefSeq and is a predicted model, not a curated record. Lineage: Eukaryota; Fungi; Ascomycota; Eurotiomycetes; Chaetothyriales; Herpotrichiellaceae. Gene Ontology annotation, biological process: telomere maintenance; DNA repair. Gene Ontology annotation, molecular function: DNA helicase activity.
AUGGAUCCUGGGCCAGGCCAUCCCAGUCUACCUGAACUCACUCAGAUUGAGGAAAUGCUCAUUGCCCGCGUCCACGUUACUAUUGAAGUUCGCCAGGUCAGAGGCGCCCAGUACCGUUAUAAAGGUCACAUUUGCAACUUCCUUCGUGACACUGGACUCAUCUACAGCAAGCUACCUCUUCUACCUCGAGACCUUGAGUUAGUCUUACUACGUCCUCCUAAUGCUGACGCCAAUCCAUUACUCAAUCGCCAGUUCAGACGAGACUUCCGUGUUCGUCAGAGGGCUAUCCGUGAAUGGCUCCAAUUCCUGCGCCUUAAUCAUCCUGGCUAUUCUAACAUCGAGAUUGAUGAGGCUGCCCUUCAACAGCUCCCGAUUGACGAUUCUAUUGCCGACCAACUAAUCACGGAAGAAGUCCCUGAUAGCGUUGAAACGGUAGGCAGCGAUGAACAGGAUGUUGCAGAUGAAGACGAAGGCGCCCAGACCUCGGUUAUCCCUGAUCUUCUUGCCCGUGAGGAAGAGAUCGAAGGUCUCCGUCGUCAGGUUGUACAACGACGCCACUUAACCUUGCCGCCGAUGCGUGCCACGCCGCUAUCUGAGUUCAACACAACCCAGCCAAUGCUAUCCUGGGCGUUUCCUACCCUAUUUCCUUAUGGUAUUGCGGAGUUUGUUACUCCUCGCCUGCGAUCUAUAACAUACACCGACUACGUUAAGCAUCUCCUCAAGUACCAGGAUGGGCGUUUUGCAAAACAUCCUCGCUUCAGGUACGUCGUCUUUAACACUAUUAUGCGGAAGCAAGUCAAUACCAGAUCAAGCUUCUUUGUUAAGAAAACCGAUCGUGAAGAGAUGACCAUUGACGAUCUACGAGCUGCCUUUGAUGAUAACACCGCUGAAGCUCAGGCUCUACUAAAUUCGAUCACUCGCCACGCCGAUAGCCUUCGUGGAACGAGACCUUUUUGGGCUGGCCGACGUCGUCAACUUGAGGCCUUUGUGAAAAACCUAGGAUCGCCUCAUCUGUUCGUUACGCUCUCCGCGGCGGAUUACCAUUGGCAUGAUCUUAUGAAGCAUCUACCUGAGUUCGAUCGAUGGGAGAUAGCAACUCCGGAUGAGCGAAUCCGAAUUGCCCGUCGCAACAUUCGCGAUAACCCCCUGAUCGUUGCCUACUACUUUCAUGCCCGUCUUGAGGCCUUUAAACAGACUGUCCUCAUUCCAAAGUUCAACAUUAAGGACCAAUGGAGUCGUUAUGAAUGGCAGAGCCGUGGUAGCACCCACACACACGGCUGUUACUGGAGCGAUGGAACCCCAGACCCUGAUGUCGAUCAACUUGAUCCUGAACUCAUGGAUUACUUUGCUAGGUUCUGGGGCAUCCACAUCUCUGCAAUCAAUCCUCAAAAGGACCGUCAGCAACUAGCAUCAGAGACUCCUCUUUCUCUUGCUCAUGAGGAUCAACAGAAUGAGCUCGAACAUCUGUCUGCCGUUGUGAAUCGUGUACAACGGCACCAAUGCUCAGAGGCCUAUUGCCUGCGGAAAGAGAAGGCCACUGGCACAAUUAAAUGCCGUUUCAAUUACCCACAACCUGAACGUGAAACUCCUGGCCUUGAGAUUCCUGUUGGUAGCACGUUCUAUCGUUUCCAGCCUGCCCGCAACGAUGGCCGUCUCAACAACUACAACAGGCUAGUCAGCCUAGCAUGGCUUGCAAACACCGAUAUUGCGCCUUGCACAGGGGCUGUUGCCGUUCUCAAUUACAUUGCUAAAUACACCACGAAGGCAGAACGGCAAUCAGAGUCUUAUCAACAGAUUGCUACUCGAUUGCUUCCUCAUCUCAACACCACCAGGCCGCUAACCUCCUUCGUCUCAAAGACCAUGAAUCGCCUCCUUGGGGAGCGAGACUGGUCUGCCCAGGAAGUGUGUCAUCUCCUCCUUGACCUACCUCUCUCAAUUGGUAGUCGGCCUGUCCAGCUUGUGGACUGUCGUCCUGAGGCCCAGCAGGCUACUAACUACAGACUGGAAGAUGAAGGAGACACUCUCAGACGCGGCCAGUCACCUUUACAGAAGUAUAAACUACGUCCUGAGCGGCUCGAAGGCAUUUCAUUCCUUCAAAUGCUACGCCUUUACAACUUCCGCCGCUCCGAUCAAAUGCAAUUACGCCCUCGAGCUCCUCCACAGAUCCUUAACUAUUACCCUCGCUAUAAGCCUAGCGACGUUGAGAAUUAUGCAAGGAUUAAGCUCACUCUUCAUGUCCCUUUUCGAGAGAUCGAUGACCUCUUGAGACUGGAUGACGAGCGUUUCGAGACGUUUCCUGAAGCAUUCGAUUACUGGCAACAGGUGUAUGGCCCUACAGCAGAGCCAGACUUCCUUGAGGAACUGCCUCCUGAGCCUGAGGAACAGGAUGAGUUUGAAGAUCUUCCUGACGAUGAUGAGGACAUUCAACAGUCUUGGGAAGUCCUUGCACGUCAACUACCCAAUCGUGACGAUAAUAUCCGCAUUGAGGACCCUGACCAACUCGGCGAUAGGGACCUUGAUCGUGAGUACGAUUGGACGCCCCAUGUUGGCCGUUUUACCUUUCCUGACGACUACUGGAAGGAAUUAAAGCAAGCCGAGCCUGCCUCUCUUCAUGCUGAGUCGACGACUAUAGAUCCUGAUCAACUGGAACGUCAGCAACGACGCCUUUAUGACUUCGUUGUGGCUGAUUACGCCGGCGAACUUGCUGGCCUUCCGCCUCCUCAAUUCCUUCUUAAUCUAGAUGGGAAGGCAGGCACAGGCAAGUCCUUCGUCAUCAUGCUCAUUUCAGCCACGCUACAACAGAUGGCCACAAACGCAGGCCGUCAGUUCCCUAUCCUCCGAGCGGCGCCAACGGGCGUGGCAGCUCACGGCAUCAGUGGAAGGACUCUCCAUGCUCUUCUACGUCUUCCUAUCAAGUUUCCAAAGAGCUACGAGAAGCUCAGUCAGCAGAAUCUACAGGCUGCCCAGUCUACCAUGCGUGAGAUCCGUUACCUCAUCAUUGACGAGAAAUCCAUGAUUGGCCUCAAGAUGAUGUCCUGGAUGGAUCAGCGACUCCGCGAGAUCUAUCCUACGAGAGAUCUUCCAUUUGGCGGAAUCAACAUUAUCAUUGCAGGCGACUUUUGUCAAUUGCCGCCGGUAGCCAUGAAGCCAUUGUUUUUCCAAGGUCAAUUAGUUGAUCCUACUGAAGUAGCUGGCCGGACGCUUUACAACCUAUUCGACAAGACUAUUGAGCUCAACGUGAUCAAGCGCCAGGACGGCCAGACUACUGAGGCAAUCGCUUUCAGAGAGGCUCUUAAUGCUCUCCGAGAAGACAGAGUCACGGUUGACGAUUGGGGCCUCUUAACAACUCGCGUUGCAGGUAUCAUUCCUCAUGAAAUCCCUACCUUUGAUGACGCUAUCCAUAUCUAUGGUAAGAAACAACAGGUGAAUGAAGUGAAUCACGCUCGGAUGAGAGAUCUUCAACAGCCUGUUCUCAAGAUCAUGGCUACUCAUGAAGGUUUGAAAGCAAACGAGGCCAGCUCUGACGCGGCAGGAAAUCUUCAUGCUGAACUACCUCUUGCCCUCGGGACGCGAAUUAUGCUCACGGAGAACAUCUGGGUUGAGAGAGGCCUCGUCAAUGGCGCUCUCGGAACGGUUCGCGAUAUCGUCUGGAAGGCAGACGUGGACUGGCGACAGGAACCUCCUCUCGCUCUCAUUGUCCAAUUUGACAGAUACGAAGGGCCUUCUCUACAGAACGAAGGCACGGUCCCAAUCUUCAGAUCGAGGCGUGAGUUCUACAGAGGCGCUGUCAACUGCUCCCGUAAGCAGUUUCCUGUCACAGUGGCUUACGCGAUUACAGUCCAUAAAGCUCAAGGAAUGACUGUGGAAAGAGCUGUUCUGGACUUGACAGAACGAGACUUCGCGGCAGGACUCAGUUACGUCGCUGUUUCGCGUGUUAAAACGCUCAGUGGCAUCCUGUUCAAGGAGUCCUUUGAUUACGAACGCUUCCAGGUUCGUCCGUCAGAGACUGUAAAGGCACGGAAUGCCGAUCGUCAGCGUCGAUCAACGCAGCAUUUGGGCACUCAAACCACUCAGGAACUAGUCAUUCGAAGCAGUUCACCAGUGAUGCCAGAGUGA